UGGGGUCCUGAGGGAGCCCCACCCUCUGCCUUUCGGGAGGGAGGGGAAAACCCGAGUCUUGAAGCCUCCCUCCCGCGCGCACGCGCCGUGGCCGUGGCCGUUGUCGUGGCCUACCCGGGCUGAAGCGCCGGAAGUGGGGGCAAGCUGACGUUUCGAAGUCGCCAUGGCGACCCCGGCCGGGUUGGAGCGCUGGGUGCAGGACGAGCUUCACUCGGUACUGGGCCUGAGCGAGCGGCACGUCGCACAGUUCCUCAUCGGCACCGCGCAACGCUGCGGCACAGCCGAUGAGUUUGUGGAGAGACUGCGAGACACUGGCACCUUGGAUCUCAGCGGACCGGCUCGAGACUUCGCGCUGAGGCUCUGGGGCAAGGUUCCAAGAAAGGCAGUUGUGGAAAGACCAGCCAGGGCAGCAGAACGUGAGGCUUUAGCUCUGCUAGAGAAGAACCGUUCAUACCAGCUUUUGGAGGAAAGUGAAGAGAGUGAUGGGGAAGCCCAGGGCCGAGGGCGGAGUGGGUUCCAAAAGAAGAACAAGAAACGGAAACAUCUUAGGAAGAAGACCCAGGAAGAGGAGGAGGAAGAACGAGAUUCAGAAGGGGACAAGAAGAAGGCAAGGAUGAAUGAGACUAACAAGGAACAGAAGCCAGAGUCAGAAGAUGAAUGGGAACGAAGUGAGAGGGAGCGGCUUCAGGACCUGGAGGAACGUGAUGCCUUUGCUGAACGAGUUCGAAAGCGGGACAAGGAGCGGACCCGAAACAUUUUGGAGCGGUCAGACAAGAAGGCCUAUGAGGAGGCCCAGAAGCGCCUGAAGAUGGCUGAAGAAGACCAGAAAGCAAUGGUACCUGAGCUUCGAAAGAAAUCAAGGAGGGAGUACCUUGCAAAGCGGGAGCGGGAGAAACUGGAGGAUCUAGAAGCAGAGCUGGCAGAUGAGGAAUUUCUUUUUGGAGAUGUGGAGCUGAGCCACACUGAGCGGCAGGAACUUAAGUAUAAGAAGAGAGUACGGGAUCUGGCCCGGGAGUACCGGGCAGCUGGGGAGCAGGAGAAGCUGGAGGCCACAACUCGAUACCAUAUGCCAGAAGAGACUCGUGGACAGCCAGCUCGUGGGGUAGAGCUGGUGGAAGAAGAGUCAGGAGCCCCUGGAGAGGAGCAAAGGCGCUGGGAGGAGGCCCGUUUAGGGGCAGCUGCCCUCCGGUUUGGAGCCAAGGAUGCUGCCCCCUCUGAGCCCAAGUAUCAACUGGUGUUGGAAGAGGAGGAGACUAUUGAAUUUGUCCGAGCCACACGGCUUCAGGGUGAUGAGGAACCAUCAGCUCCAUCCCCUUCCUCUGGGGACCAACAGAAGGAAUCAAUUAGGGCUGUGCGACAUAGCCUCCCUGUAUUUCCAUUCCGAAAUGACCUCCUUGAUGCCAUUGCUAACCAUCAGGUCCUCAUCAUUGAGGGUGAAACAGGGUCAGGGAAGACAACACAGAUCCCCCAGUACCUCUUUGAGGAGGGUUACACACAGAAGGGAAUGAAGAUUGCCUGUACCCAGCCUCGGAGAGUGGCAGCCAUGAGUGUGGCAGCGAGAGUAGCCCGGGAGAUGGGGGUCAAGCUGGGAAAUGAGGUUGGCUAUAGUAUCCGUUUUGAGGACUGUACUUCAGAACGGACUGUUCUCAGAUAUAUGACUGAUGGGAUGCUACUUCGAGAGUUCCUUUCUGAGCCUGACCUUGGAAGUUACAGUGUGGUGAUGGUGGAUGAAGCUCAUGAACGGACUCUACACACAGACAUACUGUUUGGGUUGAUAAAGGAUGUUGCUCGAUUCCGCCCAGAACUCAAGGUUCUGGUGGCUUCUGCCACCCUGGAUACUGCCCGUUUCUCAGCCUUCUUCGAUGAUGCCCCUGUUUUCCGGAUCCCUGGCCGCAGGUUUCCUGUUGACAUCUUCUAUACCAAGGCUCCGGAGGCAGAUUACUUAGAAGCCUGUGUGGUGUCUGUGCUGCAGAUCCAUGUCACUCAGCCCCCUGGGGAUAUCCUGGUAUUUCUGACUGGACAGGAAGAGAUUGAAGCAGCUUGUGAGAUGCUACAGGAUCGCUGCCGUCGUUUGGGCUCCAAGAUCCGGGAGCUACUGGUGCUGCCCAUUUAUGCAAAUCUGCCUUCUGACAUGCAAGCUCGAAUCUUCCAGCCAACACCCCCUGGGGCACGAAAGGUGGUGGUGGCAACAAACAUUGCAGAGACAUCAUUGACCAUUGAAGGCAUCAUUUAUGUCCUGGACCCUGGUUUCUGCAAACAAAAGAGCUACAACCCCAGAACUGGCAUGGAAUCCCUUACUGUCACACCCUGUAGCAAGGCCUCAGCUAAUCAGAGAGCUGGCCGUGCAGGUCGGGUAGCUGCAGGGAAGUGCUUCCGCCUCUAUACAGCCUGGGCCUAUCAGCAUGAGCUAGAGGAGACCACGGUGCCAGAAAUCCAGAGGACCAGCUUGGGCAACGUUGUCCUGUUACUAAAGAGUCUGGGAAUCCAUGAUUUAAUGCACUUUGACUUUCUGGAUCCUCCACCCUAUGAGACCCUGCUGCUGGCUCUAGAACAGUUGUAUGCUCUGGGAGCACUAAACCACCUAGGGGAGCUCACCACGCCGGGCCGAAAAAUGGCAGAAUUGCCUGUGGACCCUAUGUUAUCUAAGAUGAUUUUGGCAUCUGAGAAGUAUGGCUGCUCAGAGGAGAUUCUCACAGUGGCUGCCAUGCUAUCAGUCAAUAAUUCCAUCUUUUACCGUCCCAAGGACAAAGUUGUCCAUGCUGAUAAUGCCCGUGUUAACUUCUUCUUGCCUGGUGGGGACCACUUGGUGCUGCUAAAUGUUUAUACACAGUGGGUUGAGAGCGGCUAUUCUUCCCAGUGGUGCUAUGAAAACUUUGUGCAACUGCGCUCCUUGCGCCGAGCACGAGACGUGCGAGAACAGCUAGAGGGGCUCCUGGAACGGGUAGAAGUUGGGCUCAGCUCCUGUCAGGGGGACUAUACUCGAGUUCGUAAGGCCAUCACUGCUGGCUAUUUCUACCACACAGCACGGCUGACCCGAAGUGGAUACCGAACUGUGAAACAACAACAGACUGUCUUCAUUCACCCUAAUUCCUCUCUUUUUGAGGAGCAGCCACGUUGGCUACUCUACCAUGAACUUGUCUUGACAACCAAGGAGUUUAUGAGACAGGUACUAGAAAUUGAGAGUGGUUGGCUCCUUGAGGUAGCUCCCCACUACUACAAAGCCCGAGAGCUAGAAGAUCCUAAUGCCAAGAAAAUGCCCAAGAAAGUUGGCAAGACUCGGGAAGAACUGGGUUAAGGGAAUUAUUUCUCCUUUCUUUAGCUUUUCUCAUUUCCUUUGUACAGGUUUUUUUUUUUUUUAAUGAUUCCUAUUUAU
This is a messenger RNA of Gracilinanus agilis (Agile Gracile Mouse Opossum), 3373 nucleotides long. It is a transcript of the gene DHX16, whose product is annotated as DEAH-box helicase 16. Bases 164 to 3295 code for a protein of 1043 amino acids. Lineage: Eukaryota; Metazoa; Chordata; Mammalia; Didelphimorphia; Didelphidae. The transcript is spliced from 20 exons. Gene Ontology annotation, molecular function: RNA binding; ATP binding. The record is from RefSeq and is a predicted model, not a curated record. Gene Ontology annotation, cellular component: intracellular anatomical structure; catalytic step 2 spliceosome.